AUGCGCAAUUCUGCUGCUGCCAUAAUAAUGUACGACAUAACUAACAGACAGUCCUUUGAGGAUAUCGACAAGUGGAAUGAAGAAUUGCGCAAGUGUUGUGGAAUAUCGGAUCCUCUGGUCGUACUUAUCGGAAACAAGUGCGAUUUAUACGAUAAACGCCGAGUUUCAACAGCUGAGGGUCAAGCGAAGGCAGCUGCACUUGACGCGAGGUUUUACGAAAUCUCAGCAGAGAAGCCUAUUACAUUCGCACUGAUGCUGGAAGAUCUUUGCCACGACCUGAUGUCUGGUCCCAGCGCUGAUGAACUA
Molecule: messenger RNA, 306 nt
Organism: Strongylus vulgaris
Lineage: Eukaryota; Metazoa; Nematoda; Chromadorea; Rhabditida; Strongylidae
Source: the annotation of a GenBank genome assembly